Messenger RNA from Etheostoma cragini (Arkansas darter), 3629 nucleotides. It is a transcript of the gene foxj1b, whose product is annotated as forkhead box J1b. The record is from RefSeq and is a predicted model, not a curated record. Lineage: Eukaryota; Metazoa; Chordata; Actinopteri; Perciformes; Percidae. The coding region runs from base 427 to 1887 and encodes 486 amino acids. Gene Ontology annotation, biological process: regulation of DNA-templated transcription. The transcript has 3 exons. Gene Ontology annotation, molecular function: sequence-specific DNA binding; DNA-binding transcription factor activity.
CCAAUCAGAAAUCCCCUCAGGCGUUUAAAGGGAUGGUGGGCAGUCUCUGAGCGACUUAUUUUACAACCUGCGCAUAUUCUCUCGUCUUGACCUCCCACGGACAAUCAAACAGAGCCGAGUGUUCGGAUGACUAACAGCCCGUUUCGCCUGACUCGGCAUGGCUCUGUCCUGAGUGGCGCUUUUCUUCUUUUUCCUCCAUGAGAGCUGCUGCUGCUGGAUGCUACUCGCCCUCCCCCCGCCGCACUUGUUGCGCAGAGACUAGAUGCGCUGCUGAGUCCUUGGAGAGGAGAGGCAGGGACGGACGGCAACAGGUGCACACAGAGAAUCUUCCCUAAAAAAGCUGCACCGCAGAUAAAACGCAACUUUAAAUGCCGAUUUGAAGAUCUUUUGUCCGUCUUCAGCCUUCCCCGCGCGCACAAAACCAGGAUGCCGGUUCUGACGAGCCCCGACAUUGCCAACAAGUUUAAUGAGAAAUGGCUGUUGGUUUAUCCCGAAGAACAGGUCACCGGGUCCGAUUCUGUCCCCAUGGACGACAGCCUCACUAGCCUCCACUGGCUGCAGAAUUUCUCCAUCCUCAACGCGGACCCGGAGCGACCCAACGGAGCUGGUCCGGGCUGCCCAUCCUCCCAGCAGCACCUGUAUCUCAAGAGGCUCGGCUUCCCCAGAGGUGGCACCGAGUCUCCGUCGAGCCCGCCGGCCGGGGACACCGCCGCCACCGGGAUGCCUCUGUACCUCGGGAGCCCCGUCACCUCUGGCAGCGAGUCCACUGCGGAGCCGCUGUUCGCCAACUGCGCACAUCCAGUCAACGGCUACGUCCAGAUCCCCAUCCAGGCCAGCCCGCCCGUGGAAGUCGACUACAAAAGCAACCCUAAAGUCAAACCGCCCUAUUCCUACGCUUCUCUCAUCUGCAUGGCCAUGCAGGCCAGCAAGCAGCCCAAAGUGACUCUGUCCACCAUCUACAACUGGAUAACGGAGAAUUUCUGCUACUACAGACACGCGGAGCCCAGCUGGCAGAACUCGAUUCGUCACAACCUGUCCCUCAACAAGUGUUUCAGGAAGGUCCCCAGACAGAAAGACGAGCCAGGGAAGGGAGGCUUCUGGCAGAUCGAUCCACAGUAUGCAGACAUGUUUGUCAAUGGCAUCUUCAAACGCAGGAGGAUGUCUGCUAACAGCUACAACAACAGCAGCAGCAGUGGCACCCACAGGCCGAGCAAACUGGUUCAGGGUUAUCACAGCACCCAAAAUGGCUGCCCUUACCAAGGGCUGGGCGGCAAACGGAAGCACCUGCCCUCUAAGAACAGCAGCAAGGCAAUGAGGGCGAGUGAGUCACCUCUUUUAGCUACAGAGGCCCACAAAGCAGACAUCCUGAGGGGGGACUUUGACCUCGCGUCCGUGUUUGACGACGUUCUCAGCGGGAACUGUAGCACCUUCGAGGAUUUGGACAUCAACACGGCGCUGAGCUCCCUGGGCUGCGAGAUGGAGGUUUCCAUGCAGGGGAGGCAACAGUCGGCGGGGCUGGGGAGGUGGUGCGGCGGAGGGGACGUCAUGGGUCAGAGCGAGCACCUGAACCACCACCAAUCCUACGGUUACAUGGAUUGCACGCUCAGUAUGGGAGAGCUCCAAGUGCCGCCACCACAGCAGCAUCCGCAGCAGCUGGACCAGGAUCAGCUGCUCCAAAGCCACCACCACCACCACCACCACCUGCAGCAGUUCGACGAGGCCUCCGCACUCUUCCCGGAGCAGCCCGAGGAGGCGGUGCUGCAGCCUUGGGAGGAGAUCAAAGAAGAGGCGCAGGCGAUUCCUCUGACUCUGGAUCAAGGCUUCAGCCUAUGCGAGAGCUUCUUCACAGAGAUGCAGCCGUGGGAACGAGUGGAGGCCUAUCUGUGACCUUUGACCCCAAACGUCAUUGACUCCUUAUUAUCUACUCCCAAUGCCCUGAUGUCAAUCAUGUCUGAUUACUGAUCCAAUAUAACCCCCAAAGAGAUUACCACCAGUUAGAAACACAGCCCAGCGGCAUCUGCAUCCAAUCAUUCUGCAAUACACUGCAUCUGUAAUUUAUUUACUUGUACUUUUGUUUAGAAACUAAAAUGAUAAAGUCGAAUCUAUCUUACACUGUGAACCCAGAUAACAAAGAUUUCCCUAUCAAAAGACAUUGAUCUGACUAUAAAGCUGGUUGGACAACUUGAUUGGGGAUUAUUCCCUGGCAUAUAAUCCCAUUUCUUCAUAAAUGUGUCAGGAGAUUGACAGCAAUGUGUAACACGACACAACACUGAUGUAUCAGGCACAACGACAUGACAACAGAGAAACAUUUAUGAACCCAAUUAAAGUUUCACGUGGACUGGGGAGGAUUAUCGCACUCUGUAGAAUGUAUGGCAGCAAAUGUAUUUAUCAGAAGGAAGAAAAAUGACGUGACUGCGUGCAGAAAACCGGACAAAUUCAUUCUUUAAGUUGGAUUUUCUGAAACUAUAACAGCUCGUACGUCGGGCAGCGGGUGAAAAGAGAAUGUGUUCAUAUGAACUGGACUGAACUGCAGCUAUUUGUCGCUCCAGGUGGAAUGAUGACAGGAGAAAAGUGAAUUAAAUCCCAUUACCCUGCUUCAAAGCACUCUUCACAAACAUGCACUGUCACUACGGGACUGAGACAACAUGAAGGAUUCUAAUUUGCUACAUUAGCAUUACACAUUUUUUUACUAACAUGCAGCGAAAUCAGCCUCUUAUCAAGUUAUCAGAGCAGGAGGGAUACUGUAAACUUAUAGUCUAAUAUAAUAAAAUCAGUCAUUAUAGCUUUGCUAUACCAAUUUAAUAUAUAUAUAUUUAUAUAUAUAUAUAUAUAUAUAUAUUUGUUAAAGUAUAUAGCAUGAAGCUAGGCAGGAAUAUAUGCCAUUUGUCUACAGUUAUGAGAGGAGCAGACCUAAAAAAUUGAUCAACUUUCUGUCAGUCACGAAAAUCAAACAUUAUGCACUUUGAUAGGCAGCCGUUUAAGGAAAGCAGGAAAGCUUUUAUUUCCAGGAUGUUUAGUUUAAUUUUUUUGUAUCGUAUUAAAAUGGUGUUUUCUAAAAGUUUACUGACCAUAAUGAAAGUGAUGCAUAUGCUGUGAUUGUCCACAUCAGUUUGUGUUAACAAUGAACUCAACACUGCAAUAAGUCCACUGGUCAAGUUUUUUAGUUGAUUUGUGUUGCUUAAAAAUACUGUUUUCUGUACAAACACAAAAAACAGGGCAUUUGUUGAUUAUAUUUCGCCAAAUUUGUCAAUAAGGAAUAUGCAGUUUAUUGGUGUCUCUGUGUUGAUUAAUGAUAAAAUAAGAGAGUUCUGUUUUCUGUCACUGGGUGAUGGAUUUGUCCUUAUUGAUUGCGUUGGUCUACAUCUUUUUUAUUUGUAUAGGUUGUUUUAGCAAAUCUUGAAUUCCAAAAUGUGUCUGAGAAUAUAAUAACUGUUGGUUUGAGGAGACAAAUGAUGAGCAGAUACAUAUACAUACAACGCUUAAAAGGCCAGAUUUUCUUAUUGUAUCAUAUUGAUCAAGUUGGAUACGAGCUCUUUAAUCCUACCAUGUUCUUUUCAUUUGUACUUUUUUAUGCUGUUUAAAAUGCAAUCAUGCCUUGAUGCAAUAAAUGGUGUCAAUUAAAGAAAGAA